Messenger RNA from Puntigrus tetrazona (Sumatra barb), 3802 nucleotides. RefSeq names its product pancreatic secretory granule membrane major glycoprotein GP2-like. The coding region runs from base 542 to 3265 and encodes 907 amino acids. The record is from RefSeq and is a predicted model, not a curated record. Gene Ontology annotation, cellular component: cell surface; apical plasma membrane. Gene Ontology annotation, biological process: neutrophil migration. NCBI's taxonomy places the organism in Eukaryota, Metazoa, Chordata, Actinopteri, Cypriniformes, Cyprinidae. The transcript is spliced from 16 exons.
UGCACGAUUAAAUAGCAAGCAUCGAUUAAAAUCUCUCGCAAAAUAAAAAGAAAUAAAACACUUCUUCAAGGUAUUAGUCAGAGAUUACUCCUGUUUCCAGUAAUGAUCCACCCACCGUUAUUAAUAAAGGCACUGAUGGGGUUUAGAGAGAGAAUCUCCCUCGGUUUGAUCUGCAGCAGUAUUUAACCUCAGAUCGUUGCCAUUUAUACUUAACAAGAGAAAAAGAUCAUUUGUUUGUGAUUGUCUUCACCCUACAAACUCCAGCUCUGGUCCAUGCUACAGUUAUACCGCUCUCGAGGACAAAUGGAGAACUCUCUUGUUGAAUGGAGUGGCUGGUAUCGUCUGUAUCUGAACGGUGCGUGAGUUAUAUGGGAUGUGGUGGUGGAACAGGACUGUAUCUCAGCGGCUCUCAUCGUUUGAGGAUGGAGUGGUGACCCGUCAAGUUGGGAAAGGUUAUAUAUGGUCUAACCCGGUGUGACAACUACACAUCUACGUUCAGCCUGCCCAGGAGAUUAUUACGUCUAUAAACUUGUCAAGCCAGAUGUGUCGAUCUACAUGCCUUCAUAUUGGGCAGGUCAAAAUGAAGUUUCUAGUCUGUGUGUCGCUGCUGCUGCUGAUUUACGAACCUACAAAUUCCAGCUCCAAUCCAUGCUAUAAUUAUACCACUCUUGAUGAAUAUUGGAGAGACAUACGGCAAAACCGGUACGGAGAGUAUUAUGACCACGACGACACUCUUGUUGAAUGGAGUGGCUGGUAUCGUCUUUAUCUGAAUGGACAAAGUGCCCAGAUGUCUGAGUGGUGUGUGACUGUACCGUGUGGAGGCAAAACUACACUCUUUCUCAACGGUUCUCAUCCAACACUUCAGGAUGGAGCGGUGACUCUUGAAGUUUUGGGAAGUUUUCCAUCGUCUAACCAGUGUGGCGUCUACAGAUCUACAUCCAUCCAAGUCAAAGCCUGUCCAGGAGACUAUUACGUCUAUAAACUUGUCAAGCCAGAUGUGUUGACGCCUGCACCAACAUACUGUGCAGUGUCUUUCAGCAACAACAGCAGUGAUCCCUGCUACAACUAUGAGUCUCUGGAUCGUCCCUGGAGAGCCAACAAUGAAAGUGGAGACUACAUUUGUGAUAACUCUUUUUCCUGGAGCGGCUGGUACCGGUUUUUCUACUAUGGAAUGAACAUCCAGAUGUCAGAGACCUGUGUUAAUUCAUACAGCUGUAGCACAUACAAUACUCUGUGGCUCAAUGGUCCUCAUCCUGAGAUUGAGGAUGGAGUGGUGAUCAGAGAAGUCUGUUCAGGGACCUAUUGGGGUGAAUGCUGUUCUGAUAAGACAAUGCCCAUCAGAGUGAAAGCAUGUCCAGGAAAUUACUAUGUCUAUGAACUUGUGAAUCCACAGGUCUGGUGUUCAGGAUACUGCACAGAUGUCAAAACCAUUUCACGUGUGAUUUCCUCUGCAAGUCCACACAAUAUCACUGGAUCCAGCAUCACACUGAAUUAUGACCCAUGCAAUAACUACAACAUACUCAACAACCACUGGAGAAACACACUUGUUAGGUAUAUAUAUGAAUCAUAUUAUUAUCACGAUGACACUCGUGUUGAAUGGGACGGCUGGUAUCGACUCUUCAUUGAUGGAUCGAGUGCUCAGAUGCCUGAGAUGUGUGCAUCUUUCACAUCAUGUGGAGGAUUUAGUUCUCUGUCUCUCGGUGGCUCUCAUCCUCGUCUAGAAGAUGGAGUUGUUACCCGUGAAAUUUACGGCUCUCACUAUUUUCAGUGCAGUUACUACAGAUCUGAACCAAUCCAAGUAAAAGCCUGUCCUGGAGAUUAUUAUGUGUACAAAUUCACCCGACCAACUGUUUCAAUCCCAGCUCCUGCAUAUUGUGCAGUGCAUUUAUCCAGCCUAAGUACUAAUCCCUGCUACAACUACACCAGUCUUGAUGAGCCUUGGAGAGCCACAAAUCAUUCCGACAUUAGCAUGUGUGAUGAUAAUGUGGAGUGGAAAGGCUGGUACAGGAUGUUCUACAACGGUCAAAGUGUCAAGAUGUCAGAAUCGUGUGUUAGAUAUGGCAUGUGUGGCACUUCUACACCACUGUCACUCAACGGAUCUCAUCCACAAUUGAAAGAUGGAGUGGUCACCCGUCAGGUCUGUGUUUCUUUAUCGAAUGUCUGCUGUAUUUACACGUCCCAUCUGAUAAGAAUCAAAGCCUGUCCUGGAGAUUUCUAUGUUUAUGAGUUUGUCAGGCCACCAUUUUGUUCAGCGUACUGUGCAGAUGUUGGAAGCCUGCAUGAGACUUCAACCACUGACCCCUGUGCUCAACUCAACUGCUCUGAGGAUGAAUGGUGUGGAGAGAAAAAUGGUGUCUAUGGCUGUUUGUGUAACAAGAACCAAACCAGAUCGGAUUAUUUAGAUUUCUCAGAAAGCUGUGAAAGCAGCUCUGGCUCCAUGUCUGUGUCUCGCUGUCAGCUCUUUGAGGCUGGUUUUCCGGCUGACGUCUUACACCUCAAUGAUCCCAGCUGCAGAGGAACGGUCCGGAACGGCAGAGUGGAAUUCCAUUUUGAUAACGAUGAACAUAUCUGUGGCACAAAUCUUGUGGCCAACGGCACCCACUUCAUCUAUAGUAACUAUAUUCUGGGGUCACCGAGGUCAGAAGGUCUCAUCAGCAGACAGAAAAUCCUCAAGCUUCCUUUCAGCUGUGUUUAUCCUCAAACACAAUCACUUUCCAUGAAUGUGGAAAUCAACCCACUGGAGAGCGUUGUGCGCAAGACUCUCCCCGCUGGUGAAGGGAGAUAUCAGGUUCGGAUGACUCCAUAUGAGGAUGAUGAGUUUACCCGGCCCUUCACUGGUAGAGUGAAUGCAGAGCUGGACCAGAAGAUGAAUGUGGAAGUUCGUGUUGAGGGGGUGGACAGCCGUCAGUUUGCUCUGGUGAUGGACACGUGUUGGGCUACACCUGUGAAUGAUCCUGAUUACAGUCUCCGCUGGGAUCUCAUCGUUAGAGAGUGUCCGAAUCCAAACGACGACACAGUGGAGCUGCUGCAGAACGGCGUCUCGACAUCCAGUCGUUUCUCCUUCAGGAUGUUCAUCUUCACUGCAAACUCCACCAAACUUUACCUGCACUGCGCUGUUCACCUGUGUCUUCUGUCGAGCAAUAGCUGCUCAAAGGACUGUAACUCUGGACACCAGCAGAGAGAGCGCAGGUCUCUGGACUUCCACGACAGUGCUUCCAUAUGCAUGGGUCCUCUGAUGUUGUCUAAAGGAAACACAGAUAAGUGAGUCCCAGUGAAGAUGUCUGGGUGCUUCUUGUCUCUGAUGUGAUUCCAUGUUUCUCUGAUGAGUGUACUGACCCUCUAUUAGUAUUUUAUCCCAAAACUGUGCAACAAUUUACAUGCAAAUUGUAAUGAAUAAUGCCACACUGGUUGCUUGUUUCAUAACAUAACAUGACAUUUUUUGUCUGUCAUCUGAUCAAACUGUAUGCAAUAUGUUUUAAACUGACACAACACAGGAAAACGUGCAAAAAGGAAAAAGAAAUCAUGAUCAAAAAUGCAUGUGUAGCUGUAGACAUUUCAGAAAAAAAGCAAAACUCUAGUAAACUGUACGCCUUUAAAGAAUGUUGCAUGUUGAGUUCUUUCUUAUAAGAUUGGGUUGCGUUUUCAUAAAUUACCUAAAUUAUAAAGAAAUUAUAUUUUUCAGCAUUUGCUAUGUUCACAUGAGCAUUAUGCCACUCUCUUUGAACUCAUCAAAGCCACAGGAAAGUACCUGAAAAUUACUGCUGUCAUAUGACUGAUUAAUCAUGUUAAACUGCAUUCAAAA